AUGCCAUCCGCUGCAAAGACAAAAAGUGGAAGGAUAUUCCGUGCCCCUACAGAUCAGACCAUUAUGGAAAUGGUUAAUAAGCGACGUGCCGUUUUACAAACGUUGAAAGAUGAAAAAGAACUCAAGGAGUUAAAUGAGAAACUACAGCACUACUAUUCAGAUUGUAAGAAAUUACAAGCUCUCGCCGAACAAGAACGCCUAGCUCGAAAUGCAGACAUCAACUUUAUUCCACUACCUGAAGGAGAUCUCGCCGAAGGUGAACUUCGGAAAGUGCAGAUAAUGGGACCGCAACCAAUUGUUCCUCCUAAGUUGGUUUGA
Angiostrongylus costaricensis is the source of this 318-nucleotide messenger RNA. Lineage: Eukaryota; Metazoa; Nematoda; Chromadorea; Rhabditida; Metastrongylidae. The record is from the annotation of a GenBank genome assembly.